AUGGUUACUAUCGGAAUUAACGGAUUUGGACGUAUUGGACGUUUAGUCUUGAGAAUCGCCUUAUCUAGAAAGGACAUUACAGUUGUUGCUGUCAACGAUCCAUUUAUUGGAGCUGACUAUGCUGCAUACAUGUUCAAGUAUGAUUCUACCCACGGUCAAUACGAGGGUGAAGUUACCCACAAGGAUGGUGACUUAGUCAUUGACGGUAAGGUUAUCAAGGUUUACCAGGAAAGAGACCCAGUUAACAUUCCAUGGGGUAAAGACGGUGUUGAUUUCGUUAUCGAAUCUACCGGUAUUUUCACCAAGUUGGAAGGUGCACAAAAGCACAUUGACGCUGGUGCCAAGAAGGUUAUCAUUACCGCCCCAUCUGCCGAUGCUCCAAUGUUCGUUGUUGGUGUCAACGAAGACAAAUACACCCCAGACUUAAACAUCAUCUCUAAUGCAUCAUGUACCACCAAUUGUUUGGCCCCAUUGGCCAAGGUUAUCAACGAUGCCUUUGGAAUUGAGGAAGGUUUAAUGACCACCGUUCACUCCAUCACUGCCACCCAAAAGACUGUUGAUGGUCCAUCCCACAAAGACUGGAGAGGUGGUAGAACCGCUUCCGGUAACAUCAUCCCAUCAUCCACUGGUGCUGCCAAGGCUGUUGGUAAGGUUAUUCCAGAAUUAAACGGUAAGCUUACUGGUAUGUCUCUUAGAGUUCCAACUGUCGAUGUUUCCGUUGUUGACUUGACUGUCAAAUUGAAGACCCCAGCCACUUACGCCGAAAUCGCUGCUGUUGUCAAGAAGGCCUCUGAAGGUAAGUUAAAGGGUGUCUUAGGCUACACCGAAGAUGCCGUUGUAUCCUCCGAUUUCUUAACAUCCCAAUACUCAUCAGUAUUUGAUUCCAAGGCCGGUAUCUUGUUAUCUCCACAAUUCGUUAAGUUAAUUGCUUGGUACGAUAACGAAUACGGUUACUCCACCAGAGUUGUUGACUUAUUAGAGCACGUUGCCAACUUAUAA
Molecule: messenger RNA, 999 nt
Organism: Dujonia railenensis
Lineage: Eukaryota; Fungi; Ascomycota; Pichiomycetes; Serinales; Debaryomycetaceae
Source: the annotation of a GenBank genome assembly